This is a messenger RNA of Anas platyrhynchos (mallard), 11095 nucleotides long. It is a transcript of the gene UNC5D, whose product is annotated as unc-5 netrin receptor D. NCBI's taxonomy places the organism in Eukaryota, Metazoa, Chordata, Aves, Anseriformes, Anatidae. Gene Ontology annotation, cellular component: membrane. Gene Ontology annotation, biological process: axon guidance; netrin-activated signaling pathway. The record is from RefSeq and is a predicted model, not a curated record. Gene Ontology annotation, molecular function: netrin receptor activity; protein binding.
GAGUGUGGACAUGGGACUUAAUGCAGCUCAUCUGAUGCAUAGUAAUUAAUGAAGCCAGAGCACUUCAGCUGAUUGUGAUCAUCUGCACAGACCCCCUGGAUAGCACCACUCCCAACACAGAGCAAGCUCUUUGUGUGUCCCGGUAGAGGAGAAAGUUAAGUAACUGGAAGCGUGGUAGAGCCGUUCUAGCUACUCAAGCAUUAACAGAUAGUAAUUAAAAAUCAGGACAAGAGCACCAAGAAACCUGAGAGAGUCCAGGGAUGUGACACAGCUCUCUGCCUGGUCUAGAAUUGCUGAGUGUUUGUUCUGGCUGCACAAAGACCAGGAUCCACCUCAAGGGGGCUGACAUGUUAUUUGGCUGACUCAGAGAAGUGAAAGAAUGAAGUCAAGGUAAAGAAACUGCUGUGUGGCAAUUCCCUCCUGCUGCUUUUGUUUCACAGAAGAUCAUUAAACCUUAAAGCGUGAUCAAGGAAUUGUCUACUUCAGCUGUUUGAGUGUGGCAGCGCAAUGAAAACUCGAAGCAUGAAGGCUGGAGACUGAAGGAAAAACUCCCUGGAAAUGAUAACAGUGAAGCCCUUCCAGAGUCUAUCCCAUCUGCUCCUGGAACUCUGCCUCAUUUUAUGGAGGAACCAGAUGAUGCCUAUAUUAUAAAAAGCAACCCCAUUGUCUUACGCUGUAAAGCUAUGCCAGCCAUGCAGAUUUUCUUCAAGUGCAACGGUGAAUGGGUCCAUCAAAACGAGCACGUGUCGGAGGAAAGCAUGGAUGAGACCACAGGCUUGAAAAUUCGGGAGGUGUAUAUCAACGUGACGAGACAGCAGGUGGAGGACUUCCAUGGGCCAGAAGAUUACUGGUGUCAGUGCGUUGCAUGGAGCCACCUAGGGACCUCAAAGAGCAGGAAGGCAUCUGUCCGCAUAGCCUAUUUACGGAAAAACUUUGAGCAAGACCCGCAGGGGAAGGAGGUUCCUAUCGAAGGGAUGAUCGUUCUCCACUGCCGGCCACCUGAGGGAGUCCCUGCAGCUGAGGUGGAAUGGCUGAAGAAUGAAGAGCCCAUCGAUUCCAACCUGGACGAGAACAUUGACACCAGAGCAGACCACAACCUGAUCAUUCGACAGGCACGUCUGUCUGACUCUGGGAACUAUACCUGCAUGGCUGCCAACAUUGUUGCCAAGAGAAGGAGCAUGUCUGCGACAGUUGUGGUUUAUGUUAACGGAGGCUGGUCAUCGUGGACCGAGUGGUCAAACUGUAACGCGCGGUGUGGUCGGGGCUGGCAGAAGCGAUCACGGACCUGUACUAACCCUGCUCCACUCAACGGAGGUGCUUUUUGUGAAGGAAUGUCAGUGCAGAAAAUUACCUGCACUUCUCUUUGCCCCGUGGAUGGAAACUGGGAGGUGUGGAGUGAGUGGUCCGUGUGCAGCCCAGAGUGCGAGCAUUUGAGAGUUCGGGAAUGUAUCGCACCGCCUCCUCGAAACGGGGGAAAAUACUGCGAGGGCUUGAGUCAAGAGUCCGAGAAUUGCACCGAAGGGCUUUGCAUUCAAGAUAAAAAACCUCUUCAUGAAAUAAAAUCCCAAAAUAUAGAGAAUGCCAGUGACAUUGCCUUGUACUCCGGCCUGGGAGCAGCAGUCAUCGCCGUGGCUGUGCUGGUGGUCGGCGUUACCCUUUACAGACGGAGUCAGAGUGAGUACGGCGUGGAUGUGAUUGAUUCAUCUGCACUGACAGGAGGCUUCCAGACAUUUAAUUUUAAAACAGUCAGACAAGGUAACUCCCUGCUUUUGAACUCAUCCAUGCAGCCUGACUUGACAGUGAGCAGAACGUACAGUGGGCCGAUCUGCCUGCAGGACCCGAUGGACAAGGAGCUAAUGACGGAGUCUUCGCUGUUUAACCCCCUGUCAGACAUCAAAGUCAAGGUUCACAGUUCAUUCAUGGUUUCCCUAGGGGUGACAGAGAGGGCCGAAUAUCACGGAAAGGCGCAUUCUGGAACUUUUCCUCAUGGGAAUAAUAGAGCUUUUGGUACGAUACAGUCUAGAAACAAGGCUACAUAUAUUCAGAACCUGUCUUCUAUUUCAACACAAAGCGAGCUGAAGACAACUGCCAUUUUUGGACACCUUGGUGGUCGUUUAGUGGUCCCAAACACAGGAGUCAGUCUGCUGAUACCACAUGGAGCAAUUCCUGAAGAGAGUUCAUGGGAAAUUUACCUUGCCAUCAAUCAAAGGGAGUCCAGCCUGCAGCCGGAAGGCACAGAUGUUCUUCUAGGACCAGAAGUAACCUGUGGCCCCUCAGAUGUGUCCGUCAGCACUCCGUUUGCCUUGACUAUCCCACAUUGUGCAGAAGUAAAUUCAGAGCACUGGAGUAUUCACUUGAAAAAAAGGACACAGCAAGGAAAAUGGGAGGAAGUGAUGUCUGUGGAAGAGGAAACUACUUCUUGCUACUGCCUGUUGGAUCCUUAUGCCUGUCACAUUCUCUUAAACAGCUUUGGAACUUAUGCACUUAUUGGAGAACCCAUCUCUGACUGUGCCGUUCGACAGCUGAAAGUAGCGGUUUUUGGCUGCCUGUCUUGCAAUUCUCUGGAUUACAAUUUGAGAGUAUAUUGUAUGGAUAACACACCUUGUUCAUUUCAGGAAGUGGUUUUGGAUGAAAGACUCCAAGGAGGACAGUUACUGGAGGAACCAAAACUUUUGCAUUUCAAAGGGAAUACCUUCAGUCUUCAGAUAUCUGUCCUUGAUAUCCCUCCAUUCCUUUGGAGAAUCAAACCAUUUACUGCAUGUCAGGAAGUCCCGUUCUCCCGUGUGUGGUGCAGCAACCAGAAGCCGCUGCACUGUGCCUUCUCUCUGGAGCGCUACACUCCUGCCACGACACAGCUGUCCUGCAAGAUCUGCGUCCGACAAGUCAAGGGGCACGAGCAAAUCCUACAGAUCCAGACAUCCAUUCUAGAGAGUGAAAGAGAAAGCAUCACUUUCUUUGCACAUGAUGACAGCAACUUCCCUGCACAGAUGGGCGCAAAAGCAUUCAAAAUCCCCUACUCCAUCAGACAAAGAAUCUGCGCAACAUUUGACACACCCAACGCCAAAGGCAAAGACUGGCAGAUGUUAGCACAAAAAAACAGCAUCAGCAGGAAUCUCUCCUAUUUCGCUACACAACGCAGUCCAUCUGCUGUCAUUCUGGACCUCUGGGAAGCCCGACAUCAACAUGAUGGAGACCUUGACUCCCUUGCUUGUGCACUGGAAGAAAUAGGAAGGACACACUCCAAAAUCUCAGACAUAACAGAAACUGAGAUUGAGGAGCCUGACUUCAACUACAGCAGACAAAAUGGACUUUAGUCCCUUCUUUUCCAUUCAAGAACCGAUGGCCAGCUUUGACUUUUACACUAGAGAAUCUCUUUGGCAGGGAGGAAAUAAGGGUUUCUGCACACUGUAAGGAAGCAGACGCUCAUUUCCACAAUGCAGUUUUCAGCUGGAGGAGCAGAAGAAGCCCUAUUAAAAAUCAUCUCGGUAAUAAGGAAAACACAAGCUCUCCCUGUGCUACAGUCCUCUCUCAUUUAAGAUUCAUAUAUCAAAUUCAAAAACAAAACUACACAUCUAUCAUUGCUCGGGGCAGGAAGGAGUGAUAUACAGAGCCGUACAAGGUAAAUAUUAUGGCAUGAUGUAUUUAAGGAAACAGUGAUGCUAAAGGAGAGUAUAAUGCCUAGUAAUUACCAGCAAAUAUGAUGGUAAAUAUUUAGAGCCACUAGAGGUUAAUCCUGGUUUAAAGGUUUUCUUCUUGGGGCCUUGAGUCCCCUUUGUCCUGCGUUUCCAACUUAACACACUUAAAGAGCGGAUUUUAAAUGUCAGUUUCCUAGCAUCUUGUAGUCACUUUGUAUUUGCUGUAACUGAGCUACAUGACAACUGAAAAUCUGGUCUUAUCCUGUUCAGACAUUUGAGGAAUUAAGAGAUCUUACAACUACUUAAUUGAUAUUAACUACUUAAUUGAUUUCAAACUACAUUCUAAUUAAAAAAAAAAAGUCAGUCCCCCACUGCACGUACCUUUGCUGCAGUCUUCCUGCCUAUUCCCUUAACAAAACGACUGAACAAGGCCGUUCUCUGUGGAAUUAGUGUUCGCGAGUACGUGGGAGAAAUUUUCACUCAGUCAAAAAUGUUUCUUUGGGAGUAGAUUUAAAUAACCAAAUCAAAUUCAGGAGAUUGCCAGCCCUACUUCAGCAAGUUUACACUUGGGGGGGGGGGGGAGUGGAAGCUAAGUUAAAAAGCAAAGGUGAAUUCAAUCAGUACAGCUUAAUUUUGGUUUAGUUUCAGAUUGAAAGGAUAAACCCCACAUAGUACUGCCAAAAAUUGGCUCAGAUUCAUUGUACAGUUUGCAAAUUUUGUAGAACAUAAAGCUGGCUAUGUUAUGCUUGGUUGAGUUAAAAACAUAUUGCAUUUAUCACCAAAACCAGAAUUUAACUAGUGAAUUCUCUUCAUUUUUUAUCCACCUCAUACAAAAAUAAUUUAUUACUUUAACCGAACCAAAAAGAAAACAGCUGUCACUGUGAGUGAGUAGAACUAGUACCAAACCAAAUUUAACCAGUAUUUUCACUCAUAUAUUUUUGAAAAUUAGCCAAGGUGCUUGUUAGCUCUGGCCCAAGGCUCUCAGCUUUGGUGACAGGAGCACAAUCAGUACAAAGCAUGAACAUGAACAAGACCUGAGGAGCUUUAUGGAAAAGUAAGAAAUUGAAAAUGCGAUUUCUGUUGGUUUUUUUUGUUUUGUUUUUAAAACCUCAUAUUUGGCUGAGACCAGCACAACAAGCCACAGGGUGGGUACUCAGUGUGCAAAUCUAUAAUCAGCUGAAACUAUUUCUUUAUCCAGGAUGCCAGUUCUGAAAAGUGCAAUCAACAGCUCUUGAUGUGAGACUUUGCUUAUUCUUGUUGAUCUGAAAUUGCAAAUUUCAUUGCUUUCCCAGCUCAGCAGGCUGGAAUAGCCUUAGACUUACAAAUACGUAGACUUCCCCAAACAUUUUUUGCACUUUAGUAUUUCAUGCAGUCUGACAUCAGAGUUCCUGUUUGCGGUGCGAAAUCAUAAUGGCUGCAGGCAUAUUUAAGACCGAGACAAAAAUACCAGCUUAUUUGGCAGCAAGCUGUCACUUUUUUCAGCAGCACAUGGUACUGUCUGUGUUUGAGUUAUAUUUCGAGUGACUUCCAUUCCUCCUCCUCAGAAACCUGUUUUUCAUUGGACAAAAUGUCAUGAAUAAAAAAAAUAGGGAAUGGCAUCUACAGAAAGCAAUGGAGUUCUAGUGAGCUGUCGUUGUCUGGGAAACCUGCUACAGUCACUCUCCAGCAGUUAAUUUGUUCUCAGCGUCUCCUCAGAUGCAGUUUUAAUUUGGUUGCUGCUUUUUCAAGCUAGCUUAGGUUAGCUCCUACAACAAAGACCUAAAUACUGCCCUGCACAGGCUGUAAGACAGUCGUGCUGUUCUGCGGAGCUGUGUGUGUUGCCUUCUCCUGUUUCACCAUGUGUAGGGUCAAGUGAGCUGCUAUGUGGAGCUUAGACCUUAAAGCCUUUCUCAGGAAGUGCAUAGUGUUUACAGUCAAGACUUGGGUAGGUUUGAAAAUCCUCCCUGUACAGCGACACCCAGCGCUGCUGCUGACCGCUGAGUACGGCUGAGGGAGAGGAACCAGGAGGUGGCCAGAGCCCCACAGCACCCCUGAAAGGGCUGCAGACAGGAGGGAUCUGGGCUGUGCACCAAAAUCCAAGUCAGAGCCAACAACGUCUAGUGUCCGAGUUAAUGGACUGAACAGGAAGAGACACUGAAGUGUCUUACAAUGCCAGAAAAGUAGCUGUUUGGUUUGGGGCCUGAGGUAAGAUUUUAAUUUUGCAGUGCUCAGUGGAGCAUUCCUGCUUCCCCUUAGGUUUCGUUUCCUGGUUUUUGUUCAGUUACACCAAAGCAGCUUCUUUGUUGCUGACCUUCCUUUUGUGAACUGAAACCAAGAACACUGACUUCUUCUAACCUAUUACUGUUUGAUGCCCUGGUAGUGUUUAACUGGACUAGAAAUGCCAUAAUACUUUUGUACCUUUAUCCCCCGGGAAAAGAAUUUGAAACAGUAACUAGACGGCUGGCCUACACGAGUUUACUGAGAUGGACACCUGAGUCUUCUAAGAAAUGCCAUAGUACAUCUGACAAAACACCCAUUUAGCCACAAGUGCCACAAUCCCGUUUUGCUUUUUUUUUUUUUUAAACAGCCUUUCCUUUCCUCUCCAAGCUUUCCUUUGUUUACCACUUGCUGCCUAGCAGUUGCACUGGGCCUUCCUGGUUCCCUGUAAUAAGGAAUACUGAGUAACUGUUACCAAAUCACCUUGUCCACAUUAUUCAUUAUCUUACAGACUUCAUUUCCCCUCGCUCUCUUUUCUAGGCUGAAAAAUCCUGGUCUAUUGUUUCCCUGAACAUCCUUGUUAUUGUCUGUAUCAUCUCUAGUUAUGUAUCUUUUUGGAGAUGGAGUGACCAAUGACCUGUCUGCUAUUCAACAAGAAUGCAGGCUAAAUCACUCAAUUCUUUCAUUUCCUCCAUUUCUCACUGUUCCCACAUUCAGUAUCAAUCACAGAGGAUGAAGAUCUUGCUAUAGCAUAAAGCCACAAGAAAUGCCUGUGAGAGAGUGUGGGACUCCUGAGAACACAGUAAGUGACUUUACUGUGCAAAUGACUCAAGCUAAUACAUCAUCAGAGUGGAUUCAGCUGCCUGAACAUCCAGAAAAUAAAACUGUGAGGAAAAAACUGCGUAGCUUUAAGAUCAGACUGAGAGGUGACAGAGAAUGUCAAAUCAGAAAAUCUUCUGUAAAAAAGAAAGUCCUUGUUCUCCGUGAUAACAAUGGUCAUAGUAAGCAGUAAGCAGACAAUAACUUGAGGUGGAAAGAUAGGCUCAGUCUUUUUCUCUUCCCUUUUCUCCUACUCCUGGGAAAUUUGCAUCUGUUGAUUACCGUCUGUAUCUGGUACAGAUAUGCCUGUUUUCAGAUGCUCCCUUUCUGUUGUUUUAUGUUAGCAUCAUGGGAUGAUAUUAAUAAAGCUUAGCACUUUUAAUUAUAGAGGCUUGUGCCUGUUCUCCUCCCCUUUUCACGCACUGUCCCAGUUUUAGAGAUAGAGAAAUUAUAACAUGGGGGGGAUAUUUCUGCUACCAUAUAAAUGAGCUACAAAUGGAUUUUGCUACCAUUAACAACAAAUAGCAAAACACUAUAAGUAAAAGAUGUUAAAUGUUGUUUUCUUUUGCUUUUUCACAGUAAAAAGCAGCUGAUAAAUUCUGUCAGCUUUUUUCCCCCACAGUCUGCUCUGAGGAUGCUUUGCAAUACAGUGUUCUCACAGAAUGAUAAUUUAGAAUUUGUAUGCAAAUGCUGUACAAAUAGAUAUGUUGGAAAAGAUUAGCAGUCUUAAAAUUCUAAGAGCAUAUUUUUAACAACUAUGUUACGAAGAUUGUUUUUGGAAAUCUGUAUGUGUGUGUAUGUAUGUGAUUUGAUCCAAAACCCAGAUGUAAAGGCGCAUCUGAAGUAGGAUUAGGGGCCAGAAAUUCAAACUCGAUUCUUUUCCUCUAUUUUAUAAACGAUGACGUUUGAAAUAUAACUUUAAAAAGUGUCUUUCACAAACCAAAAAAUUGAAAGAAAGAGAAAUGCAAUGCUGUACACUUCAGAUUCCAUCUAGCUGCCCUGAGCCUGAUGCAGUGAAAUAGCCAUGUUGAUUUUACAUCACCAAAGAAUCUGCUCGAGUAUUUUUUCAUCUUCCUAAGCACUUCCAGAUACUUCUGUACUGUGAGUCAUUUAAGACUAAUAGUUACAUUUUUUAAAUGACUUACAAUUUUGUCACUAAAAUGGUGCACUUCACAGCUUUGCCAGACUGCAGCAUCGUAAAGCUAAUUUACAGUUUUUACAACAUUGCUUUUGCAGUCUUACUAGUUUACAUUAAAAUCCUUUAAGCCACAAAGAAAAGAACCCUGCUCUGUAGAUUUAAAUUCUAACCUCAUUUACCAGCGCAAGUCCCAUAAAGCCACGAUGUACUCCUACAAAAAUGUUAUUGGACUUCUUGUAAUAGAUGGAAAGAUAUCAACACAACUCUCUUAAAAUACUAAGAACUAUUUUUGUUAAUAUUUUUAUCUCUGGCAGCAGCUGGUCUCCUCCUCCAUGGGCCUGUGCACAGCUUGUUUUCAGCAUGUUAAGAGAGAAGCUAAUUCAGCCUAAGUGGCUGGAACAGGGAUCUCUUCGUAGGACUAUGUGGGCCUCAUACCAGAGGUCCAUUCUCGUUUAUGUUUGUUUGUUUGUUUGUUUUUGUUUUGUUUUUGCUUUUGUUUUCAGGUGAAAGACAUUGCUGUUAGAGAGUUUUAAAACAUUCAGUAACUGAUUGGCUCCAGCUAUUAUCUUCCACCAGAAAAAAAUGUAGCUUAGGUAUACAGUGAAGCUAAAACAAGUGAGAAACUGUUGGGGGACUUCUUGUCAUAAUUUGAAUUAUUUUUUUCAGUCUGUUUCAGCCUGUAAAACAUAGAGUUAUUUUUAAGCAAAUGACUGCAUUACGUCUUGGACAGUAAUUAACUAAAUGAAAAGAGGAAAUUAUAUCUAAGUCCUUAACAACUGUGAAUGAUCUGAAGAUUUGUCUUUCUAGCCUUUGUUUUACUCAUUAGGAUUAUACCUAGGAAGUUCUCACACUUGUUACACAGUAGUCGAGAUGGUUAACAUUAUUCACCGAGAACCUUUUGCACGUUAAAGCUGCUGAAGAGUGUUUUCUAUGGGAUGUUUGUUUGUGAUCUAUGCUUGGUAAAAUUACUCCCUUGACACGAUUCCUGCUUCAGGAGAGGCUGGCGGUGUUUCUGCAGCAGCAUGUAAAAUGGCACAUAUAUCCUCUCCUGCAUAGGUAAUGAUUGUCUAGUUAAAAAAUACCUAGAACUUAAAGGUUUCCUGGAUAAAUACAGUAACUCCACCAGCAGGUACAUGGCACACAACACCCACAGCAACAACAACCAAACCUCAAUCCACUGGCGAAAGAUCAUGAAUCAUUUUCUAAUACCGCACAGUCUAGCUUUUCUCUCUCAUUACCAACACUAACAAACAGUAGCAAAAAUCUCCUUUCCAACAUGGACAAACAUAAAGAAACCGCUCUAAGAUUAAAGAAUCGCUUAGAGAAGCAUUUGAUAGUAACAGUGCCCGCAAUGCAGAAAACAGAACUGAUGUUCUACUCAUUGCCACAAGAAAAACCUAUCAAUAUUCUUGUUCACUGUUCUGUCCAAAAAUAAAAUACAUGUCUAGGAAUUUGCCACUAUAUUUUUUGUAUUAGAGGUGAAUAGUACAGACUUUACUAGUGUUUCUUGUCUGGGGCUUGGGUGGGUAGGGGUGUAUUGUAAUUUUCAAGCUAUUGCAAAAGCUGCAUUUAAAUAAGCUGUUCAGUUGUAUUGAAUAACUGGUUUGUGCUUUACAAGGGAAUCCAGGUGAGCCAGGAUUCAAUGGGUAGCCUUCUUGCCUUGCUGUCACAGGGUAACUAGAGCUGAAGUCACUUGUGAAAAUUUAGUUAAGGGAUCGGGAGAUUAGAUGACCCAUCCCUGAUCUGUAAUGUAGUGUACUGUAAUCUAAUGAGAUUAGCCACUCACCUACUGUAGAACUGUGGUUUUGUCAGCAGCUACUUAGUUUGUCUGCCCCUGGUGUGGUAACCUUGGUUGAGAAUGUACUUCUGCAGAUUUAAGAAGAUGUCAACCCCCCGUGUUACCUGGUCUCUGUAUAUAAAUCUUAUUGUCUAAUCCCAAAAGGAAAAGUGUAGCAGAAUAGGAAGUUCAGGGUGCUGCGCACCAGGCCUGGUGUAAGUUUUUUCUGAUACAGCAGGAGGGGGAAGACAUGAAUCUAACAGCAAGCGUAUUUGCUACAGAGAACAAGAAUGUUUCCUAACAAAUCCUCACUUAGAACUGGCUGAAGCUUUGUUUUUUCAGUUUAAAAUUGUAAGACCUGGUGUUUCCCUUACUGAAGUUUGGAAUAUUAAUGUAACGAUGAUGGCAUCUUCCCAAACCGUGCUUUCAGUUUUCCCCCAUUUGUGCACUGAAGUUGGAAGGGGAGGGAGGAAUAUUUUUACGUGCGUACUUUCCACUUUCAGUCAAAGAAGCAGGUACCAUCACUGAAUCUCACAGUUUCCUAAUGCAUCAGUAAGCAGUACACAGGUGCCUCACUGGGGAGGUGGCGUACUCCUGGUAUGUAUUUGGGAAUAAUAAACUGGCACCACAUACCUUGUGACUUGGGAAAUGCAGUCACCUUCUCCCACCUCUUAAUCAAAUUCAUUCCCACUCCAACUCUGAUCUCAGUUUACAAAUGGGUACAAAAACUUUAAAUGCACACCUUUUUUAAUUCGAAUGAAGUAAAAUUGAAUGCUGGUCAGUCUGUCGAGACUUAAAUCAGUGUUUUUCAUGGCUAGAGCUACCUAACUGAAAAUUUCCAUUGCAUUUCCAGCUUCCCAAACUUUUGACCAGCCUUUUGACAAAAUGGGGAGAGAGGAACCUCAACCUAAACACACACACAAUAAAUAAAUAUUAAAAUCACACACACACUAAAUAAAUAUUAAAACCACUAUUCCUGCAUAGUGAGACAUACUUUCUCUUCUGCUCCCCUAUUUAUACAGUGAACUGGUUCUGAAAUGUUGACUUUUGCUCAGUCAACUGCGCAUUCUUCCCUCCCCCCGCUUCUCCCCAUGGUUUGUUUAGAACUGAAAAAAGAGCAGAGGUUUGAUUGCUUUCUAUAGUAUGAAGCUGAAGGAGUAAGGAGGAGAGCUAGAAGAACAUUAAAUGAGAAGCAUGGCCUUGGCUUCAUACCACACUUUCUGUGCCUUGUUCUAUCGAUGUAAAUUCUGAAUGUUGUACAGUAAAAUACUUGGGAAAGACUCCUUGGAAAAGGCUGCACUGGCUUCUUUUUUCAGCACAUGUACAUAUAUAAAUAUAUAUACAUAUAUAUAUUUGGUAAUGCCAAACAGCUGUGUUAUAUUGUACUGAAAAUGUAAUAAUGGACAGUUUGGAUGUUUUAUGUAGAGUUUGCAAAAAUUGUAUGGCUAUAGCCUUUUGAAGAUAAAUGUACAGACAUAAAUUACUGCAUAUCAGUUAUUUAUGAAUAAAGAGUCUUUUACUGACAUCUCA